This is a messenger RNA of Closterium sp. NIES-65, 639 nucleotides long. The record is from the annotation of a GenBank genome assembly. NCBI's taxonomy places the organism in Eukaryota, Viridiplantae, Streptophyta, Zygnematophyceae, Desmidiales, Closteriaceae.
AUGGCGGUGACGCAGACAGACUCGAUAGAGGACGAGUUUCAAGAGGGCUUGCAGGAGGUGGGGGAGAUGAGGGACAAAUACGAGCGCCUGCUGGCAGCCGUGGCGGACGCACAGGAGAGAGCAGCAGGUGCGCUCUUGGGUGGACAGUGUGCGGAGGCGCUGCACCAGCUGGCGGCGGUGGUGGCGGACGCCUUUGGCGGAGUGGAGGAGGGCGGCGCCGGGGACACCCUCCUGGCCGCCGCCGCUAUCGAUGGCCGCUUAGCUGAGUUGCUCUACUUCCAUAGCCUGCACUUGCAACAGACACUGGCGGAGCCGGCAGAGGCGCUGCCGGGGGAGAUGCAGCACGUGGUGUUCGGGGUGAUCUAUAGCUCGUACACGCCAGUUGAGGCUACUGUGCUGGCCACCAGCAGCACGUGGCUGAGCGGGGCGUGGCUGGCGGCGGGGCGGGUGGUGGGGGCGCUGGAGGCGGGCAUGCUGCUCUUCCUCAUGCACGGCGUCCGCAUGUCCGCCUCCGAGGCCAUGCUGCGCACCGCUGUCAUCGCUGCCAUCCUCGCUGGCGCUGACGUGGCAGUCAAAGUGCGGUGUGGAAGCAGCAGCAUGUCCCGCAUGGCCAACUGUCAGAAGUAUAGGCAGGAAUGA